UAUUACGUGUGCUCUAAGUGAAAACCCAGGGAGCUCUUCUUCGUUAACCACUUUUUCUUUUUUAAAGUGAAAACAAAAUUGUUUCUUACAAAAAAGCUUCUGGCUUUGAGAACUAUGAAUUGAAGAGUUGGUUUUUCUAAGGUGAGAGUGUAAUGGGUUAUUGUUGAAUUUGGUUUUUAUUUUGAUGGGAAUUUGUUAGAGGAAAGAGAUGAGGAAAUCGUUUAAGGACUCACUCAAGGCUCUUGAAGCUGAUAUUCAGUUUGCCAAUACCCUGGCUUCUGACUACACAAGAGAAUACGACGGUGCCUGCCUUCAAAUGAGAUUAUCCUAUAGUCCAGCAGCUCAUGCUUUUCUUUUUCUUGUCCAGUGGACUGAUUGUCGCCUGGCUGGUGCACUUGGAUUGCUUAGAAUAUUAAUAUAUAAGGCAUAUGUGGAUGGAAAGACCACCAUGUCUAUUCAUGAAAGGAAAGCUACUAUAAGAGAAUUUUAUGGGGUGAUAUUUCCCUCUUUAUUACAACUUCAAAGAGGAAUUACUGAUGUCGACGACCGGAAACAGAAAGAAAUUUGCGCGUCAUACAGAAAGAAAGAUGAGAUGGACAAGGGAAAGUUCUCUGAAAUUGAUAUAGAGAGAGAAGAAGAAUGCGGUAUUUGCAUGGAGAUACAAACUAAAAUCGUUUUGCCCACUUGCAAUCAUUCAAUGUGUAUGAAGUGUUAUCGCAAUUGGCGAGGACGGUCUCAUUCAUGCCCGUUUUGCCGCGACAGUCUCAGGAGAGUGGAUUCAGGUGACCUCUGGAUCUACACCAGCAAGAAUGAGAUUGUUGAUUUGGCCUCCAUCUCAAGGCAGAAUUUGAAGCGACUUUUUAUGUACAUUGAUAAGUUGCCUCUCAUUACUCCAGAUCCAAUGCUUGUUUCUUAUGAUCCUCGCUGCCGGUGAGGGCUUCUUUAAAGCGAAAAAUUGUAUAUAACAUGAUAUCAUCUGGUUGGUUGUACAUAAUUCAUGAUUCCCAUUUCCUCUGUAGGUGAUUUAGAAACUGUAAACAUUUGUUGAUUGCUGUUGGCUUGCUUCAACAUGAUGCCUCUGGAUCAUGUUUUGUUCAUUGGAUUACAUUAUAAUAUAGUCAAAUUUAAUUUGUGAGCA
Pistacia vera is the source of this 1138-nucleotide messenger RNA. RefSeq names its product E3 ubiquitin-protein ligase AIRP2. Gene Ontology annotation, cellular component: cytosol. NCBI's taxonomy places the organism in Eukaryota, Viridiplantae, Streptophyta, Magnoliopsida, Sapindales, Anacardiaceae. Bases 209 to 934 code for a protein of 241 amino acids. Gene Ontology annotation, biological process: protein ubiquitination. The record is from RefSeq and is a predicted model, not a curated record. The transcript has 5 exons. Gene Ontology annotation, molecular function: ubiquitin protein ligase activity.